Lampris incognitus (smalleye Pacific opah) is the source of this 1104-nucleotide messenger RNA. It is a transcript of the gene cyb5a, whose product is annotated as cytochrome b5. NCBI's taxonomy places the organism in Eukaryota, Metazoa, Chordata, Actinopteri, Lampriformes, Lampridae. Gene Ontology annotation, cellular component: intracellular membrane-bounded organelle; membrane. Gene Ontology annotation, molecular function: heme binding. The transcript has 5 exons. The coding region runs from base 149 to 565 and encodes 138 amino acids. The record is from RefSeq and is a predicted model, not a curated record.
GGGGGGUCUGUUCGCUGGGCUAAAUGUCGCCGCGUAUGUGCCAAGUCACCGCUCCGUCAUAUGUUCAGGGAUUACGUAACACAGCUGUGGUCGGACAGUGUACCCCGCUGUCCACAGGCUCGAUACCGUCUUCGUACCGAAGGGAGAAAUGGAUGAGAGGAGCGAUAACUGCGAGGAGGGUGCCAAGUAUUACCGACUGUCGGAAAUCGAAGAGCAGAACACCUUCCAGUCGACCUGGAUCAUCGUGCACAACCGAGUGUACGAUGUGACGAAGUUCCUGGAAGAGCACCCGGGCGGGGAGGAGGUGCUGCGGGAGCAUGCAGGAGGAGAUGCCACCGAGAGUUUUGAAGAUGUGGGACACUCCACCGACGCCCAUGAGAUGGCUGCCCACAUGGUGAUUGGAGAACUGCACCCGGAUGACAGAGAGUUGAUUGCCAAACCACUGGAAACACUGGUGACCACUAUUCAUGACGAACCCAGCUGGUGGUCUAACUGGUUAAUUCCUGCUCUGGCAGCAGCAACCAUCACACUGAUGUACCGUAUGUACACCGCAGAUGACCAGUGACAUCAUCAGCACUCGACGGCCCGAUAUGAUGUCAUCAGCUGGCGCCAUCACCGUCACCUGUUGAAUUAUAGAAAUCCCCCGAGUGUCAGACCGGCAGCCCGUCAGGCCAGCGGUGUUUGAUUUAGCUCGACUAAGGCUUCAGCGGUAGAAGAACCCUUCCCAGAACUAGGCCAUUUAGGAUAGAAGACUGUGUGGACUCGUCGAAUGUACCCUCUGAUGCUUUUCUACCACGAGUCCACACGACCACCACACCCCUACAACCACAGAGCCGCAAUACCCGCCAUUCACUUCUCACAUUUUACCCAACCGGCUGAACGGCUUUAUGCUCAUGAAGGCAUUCACUCGCUGCACCGAUCCUGCCAUUUACAUUCCACGAUGGAAAACUGGUUUUCCAUCAAAUGUCUUGAAAGUGCCUCUGAUAAUGUUGUAGAGAUUACAUGAAUGUAUAAUUUGCUAUAUUUUGUGUAUCAAUAUGUGUUUUGUCUCAAUUACCAUGCAAUCAGCUGCAAAGCUACUUUUAUUAAAGAUUAUUCAAACUA